AUGUUCAUCUGCAAGCCAGAUCAUCCCUCAUCCGAGGACAUCUCCGGCAAACUAGGCCAUGAUCACCGGUUCAAUAUUCCGGUCGUGGACCUUGGUGAUGUUGCCUCUGGAAGGCCUUUUAAGGUAAUCGAAGAUAUCCGGCCCGCAGCGAAGAGCGUGGGGUUCUUUCAUAUGGUUAACCAUGGGGUACCCAAGAGAGUGUUGGAAGAGAUGCUGGAGGGGAUUCGUGGGUUUCAUGAGCUGCCGAGGGAGGUGAAGGCUGAGUACUAUACUAGGGAUCCCACGAGGAAGUAUACGAAUGAAAUGCACAAAUUAGGUAUCACUUUGUUUGAAUUGCUAUCUGAGGCACUUGGACUCAAAUCUGACCAUCUUGAAGGUUUGGAUUGCGCAAAAGAACAUCUCAUUGCUGCUCACUACUAUCCACCAUGUCCUGAGCCUGAGCUCACAAUUGGCACAGGCAAACACUCAGAUGGCACUUUCAUAACACUUCUACUUCAAGAUCACAUUGGUGGACUUCAGGUUUUGCAUGAAAACCAGGGGAUUGAUGUUGUUCCUGUGCCUGGAUCUGUAAUAGUUAAGAUUGGAAAUUUCAUGCAGAUAAUCUCAAAUGAUAAGUUUGUAAGCGUUGAUCAUAGAGUGUUGGCAAACAAAAAAGAAGGUCCAAGAGUAUCUGUGGGGUUCUUUUUCAAGCAUGCUGAUAAUUCGUCGAGGCUAUACGAGCCAAGCAAAGAGCUGAUAUCCAAAGAAAAUCUCCGUAUUUACCGAACAGUCACUAUGAAAGAAUAUUUUGUGGAAUAUCACAAAAACAUCCUAAAUGGGGUCUUUGCCCUAGAAUCUUUGAAGGUGUGA
Fragaria vesca subsp. vesca is the source of this 849-nucleotide messenger RNA. RefSeq names its product 1-aminocyclopropane-1-carboxylate oxidase homolog 1-like. Bases 1 to 849 code for a protein of 282 amino acids. The transcript has 4 exons. Lineage: Eukaryota; Viridiplantae; Streptophyta; Magnoliopsida; Rosales; Rosaceae. The record is from RefSeq and is a predicted model, not a curated record.